AUGUAAAAAUAAUAAGAAAAGGUACUUUUAUAAGAAAAAUAAGAUAUUAAAACUAACAUAAAUAUUUGCUCAAACAUUUAAAAAGAUAUUUAAAAGCUGGAGUCUGAGUAAACUCAAUUAAUUACUUAAGUUUAAACAAAUGAUAUAAAUAAGUUGCUCAAAAAUAUAAAUUAACUAAUUUCAAAUAAAAAUAGUAAAUAAGAUAUAAAUAAUAAUGAUAUAAUAAAACUCGCUGAUACAAGAUUCCAUAUGGUGAAUGCUUUAAGAGCAUUAAAUGAAAGUGUUUAAUAUUCUUUAAAAUAAUCUAAAUAAAUUUCAGUUUUAGAGGAGAAUUUUUUAAUGAAAUAUUUUAAAGAUUUUGAAAAUUAUGGAAAGCUCACUUCUGAUGAAUCAUAAAUUAUAAAUAAAAUUGUUUCUCUCAUUUCAAAUAAGGAAAAUGAUGAAAACGUAUAAAAUUAACCAGAAUUAACAAAAUUGAUAGAUCAAAUUAAUGAGAGCAUAAAGGCAAGGUUUUAAGCAAAAACAAGUUAAUUUACUGAUACUUUAAGCAUCUUGAAUAAUAUAAAUUUCAUAGCAGAAGACAUGGUUAUUGUAUAAAAAUAUGUUGCUAAAUGUUUCCCUUAGGAAAUUAAGAUUUUUAAUAUUUAUGAGUAAUAAUAUAGACUAAAUUUAGAGAAAAGAAUAUAGAAAGAUAUUGAAAAUGAAAACGUGUUAUAGUAAAAAUAUGAAAUUGUUACCAAAUUAAUUGAGUGGAUUAGCUCCUAUGAAUAACAAAUUAUCAAAGUUGAUGGCUAACCAUUAGAAUUUUCAUAUAUUAAAUCAAAAUUAAUGAAGUUUAUGCCUUUUUUUUAAGAUCAUAUGAGAUAGGUUACAAUUAAUUUUUUUUAAGGAUCGCUAUAAGAAGAUUUCUUUAAAUUAACCAUAGAGCAAUUAGAUAGGAGUAUAGAAGAAGGUUUUAAAAUAGAUUUGAACUUUGGAAUUGAUUCCUUUAAUUUUCUUAAUAAGCAAAUAGAUACAAUAUGUGGUAAACUCGAAGUAAAUCAAUUUAUUGAAUGGAUAAGAUAAAUCAGCUAAAUUUUUCAAUUGACUUUUAUUGAUCAAGAAAAAGAAAUAAUUUCUAAGCAAGUGAGUUAGAUUUAGAUAAAAAUUUAAUAACUAAGUUCAAGCGACACAAAAAAAAUAAAUAAAAAUUCCAAUGAAUUUAGUGAAGAUACAAAAUAAGUUUAAAGAGAAUGCAAUUUAAUAAUUGCAAGAAUAACAACUAUUGUUAAUUUAUUAUAGCAAUGCUAACAUUUUUCAUUAGACACCUUAAAAUUAUCACUUUCUCAUUAUUCAAAUAAAUGCGAAGAAUAUUUUAUAUAAAGAAUUACGAAAAUUUUUAAUUAAGAUAUCAGGUUAAAAUUUAAAUAGUUCUCUGAUUUUCUAAUUUCCUAAAUAGUUUUGAUUAUAUCUGAUUAGCUUUAUUACUGUUUUGCCCCACAUUUAUUUGAGUAAAGCAUUUCAGAAUAGGAUUUUGACUUAAAUCUAACUAUCUCAAGCUAAGUAGAAAGUAAUAUUUUGCUGUUAAUUGAAAAAGUUGACUAAUAUUUAAAAUUGAUUAAAAAAAAUUUAAACCUUUAAAAUUUUGUAUAUUUGAGCUUAAGCAAACUACUAAUUUAAAACAUGAUAAAUUUAUAUUGGAAUUAAAUCUUUGAAGAAGUAAAAGAAGAGUAUGAAGACUAACAAGAUAUUAUUUAGCUAAUCUAUUAAAUAUCAGUAUGCAUAAUCUAAGAAUUAUCUCCAAAUAGUAAAAAAAAUAAUUAAAUUAAAGUGACGAGUUUAUUCUCACCAAAUAAUAACUUUGAAUUACUUGCUAAGAGAAUAGAAAAUGAUUUAGAAAUCUUAUCCAAUUAUUUAAACAAUAGUAGUCUAAUUUCUUUUUCUAAAUCUUCAAUAUAAAAUUAUAUUAACUAAUUUAAUGUUUUUAUUAAAUCUAUUUAAACACAGAGUUCAAAAUUAAAAGAAAUAAUAACUCCUAUUAAGUUUGCUUUUUAGUCUGAAAUAUCUCUAUAAAUAUUUGAUACAAUUAUUAGAAUGAGAUAAGAAAUUUCUAAGGAUGAUAAAGAUGAGCUAUAAAAGGCAUACUAAAAAACAAUAAUCUAAAAUGACAAAGAUAAAAAUAUAUCAUGA
Tetrahymena thermophila SB210 is the source of this 2169-nucleotide messenger RNA. RefSeq names its product exocyst complex component Sec6. Lineage: Eukaryota; Ciliophora; Oligohymenophorea; Hymenostomatida; Tetrahymenidae. Gene Ontology annotation, cellular component: exocyst. The transcript has 3 exons. Gene Ontology annotation, biological process: exocytosis. The record is from RefSeq and is a predicted model, not a curated record.